AUGCGUGCUCGCCCCCACCCCUCCCACGCACUUCGUAGCGUUCACCCCGACCACAUCCAGAAGCGAGUGCCCAGUCAGUCUAGUGGCUUUGCUAUAGUGGCUUUUCUAAAAGAACACCUUCUGCAGGGAAGGGAGAGAACUAAUUGCCCUGAACGAUUCCUAAUUCUUUGUGGCAGAUUUCAGAAUCCACUUGAUGGCAUACUUGGAUUAGGAUUCAAAGAGCUUGCCCAUGAAGACGUGAGUCCCCCGCUCCAACAAGCUGUCGAGAUGGGAUUAGUGGAUCCGGUGUUUACCGUCUUCUUAGAACAUAGAGGAUAUACUUCGAGCGAAUAUGGAGGUAUUUUCACCUAUGGAGGCCUUGACGACGUAAACUGCGGUGAAGUGAUUGCGUACGAGAAGCUCACACGAGCGCCAUAUUGGCAAUUCCAUAUGAAGGCAUUCAGCGCGGGAUAUCUCACCAUUGGAAAGGGAUGGGAAGUGAUUUCUGACACUGGCACGUCGUUUCUAGGCAUUCCAGAAGCACUUGUCGAAAUGGUAGCAGACUCACUUGGUGCAUAUUUCGUCGAAUACUUCGGGGUAUAUCGAAUUCGUUGCUCGGCGAAGGCUACAUUCAAUUUCACUAUCGGCGACCAUGUCUACACUCUGGAAACGGAAAAUCUUGUUGUGAAAUACGAUGGUGACAUCUGUGCACUGGCGAUUUUCCCGAUACGCUCCGGCGGCUUUGGCCCUCAAUGGAUUCUCGGCGAUCCGUUCAUACGCCAAUACUGCAACAUCUAUGACAUUGGCAAUAAGCGUAUUGGCUUUGCGAAGCCAGUCAAGAUAUAG
This is a messenger RNA of Ostertagia ostertagi, 825 nucleotides long. NCBI's taxonomy places the organism in Eukaryota, Metazoa, Nematoda, Chromadorea, Rhabditida, Trichostrongylidae. The record is from the annotation of a GenBank genome assembly.